GUGAAUCUCUACAAUUCUCUCGAUCAGGAAAAAGGAUCGCAGUUGAUCAUGAUGUCCUACUGGAUUCUGGCCUUGGCGCUCCCCUUGCUGCUCCAGGCGGCGCCCUCCUAUGUGCGCCUGCUGCCUCAGGACUGUCACGAGAUCUACAGGAGCGGCGAGAACCGCAGCGGGGUCUACACCAUCUACCCCGAGGAGGAGGCUCCCGUCCAGGUCUACUGCGACAUGGGCUGCAAAGAGGAUUCCUUCCGCGGAUGGACGGUGUUCCAGAGGAGGAUGGACGGCAGCGUGAACUUCUACAGACCCUGGGAGCAGUACAAGAACGGAUUCGGGAACAAGAGUGGCGAAUACUGGAUGGGUCUGGACAGCCUCUACUCAAUGACCAAGAACAAGCGCUACGAGCUGAGAGUGGACCUGGAGGGUUUCGAUGGGGCCAAGGUCUACGCCGAGUACACCUAUUUCUCUAUCGGUGAUGAAGACACUAGCUACACUCUCCAGGUCGGCGGCUUCAUGGACGGAGGAGCGGGCGAUUCUCUGUACUACCACAACGGAGCGAGGUUCUCCACCUUCGACCGCGAAAACAGCUACUACCACUACUACUACGAUUACUACUACUACUACUACAACUACUACUACUCCUGCGCCCGCGAGUCGCUGGGGGCCUUCUGGUACUUCGGCUGCCACCUCACCAACCCCAACGGCAUCUACAUGUGGACAGUCGACUGGAACAACUACGGAAAGGCCGUCUCCUGGUACUCCUGGAGGGGCUUGGAGUACAACCUCAAGUCCAUCACCAUGAAGAUCAGACCCGCGCCUUGAGCGAAAGAGGGGUUUGAAGCAGAAUAAAGUUGCUCUCUUAUUAUGCAUUAAUCUCAUAAUCUACUUCGCAGUUUGCUUUUCUUCGUUAAGCUUUAAGUUAGUUUAAGAGUUAGUUAGUUUAAGUAAAGGAUAUCUGUGAAUCUGUAGUCUCAGAUAUAUAUAAACUCAAUAAAAUUAUGCAAUAAUUAAA
Trichomycterus rosablanca is the source of this 1006-nucleotide messenger RNA. Its product is annotated as microfibril-associated glycoprotein 4-like. NCBI's taxonomy places the organism in Eukaryota, Metazoa, Chordata, Actinopteri, Siluriformes, Trichomycteridae. The coding region runs from base 49 to 816 and encodes 255 amino acids. Gene Ontology annotation, biological process: elastic fiber assembly. The transcript is spliced from 6 exons. The record is from RefSeq and is a predicted model, not a curated record.